AUGCCUUCCGACGCGGGUAGAAAGUGUAACUUGGGAAUCAGCCAAGCAGAAGGUGUUCCCUCUUUCGCCAUUGUUAUGCUGCCAUGCUGCCACGCUGCCCAGUCUGUCGGUCAACCCAAGCCUGGACUUGACAUAUUCUCUCUGGCGGACCUCGCGGCGCUGCGGCGCUAUUCGCCAGUCGACCGUCAGACUACAUUAGCCGACCUGACUGGGCUGCCACGCCUCGUGUGUGGCGGCGGUAGCACCGAUUGGUAUCGUGCUGCAGUGGUCGACAAGACACAGACAGACAGAUUUGGAUGGGCAUGA
Messenger RNA from Colletotrichum abscissum, 306 nucleotides. RefSeq lists its product as uncharacterized. Lineage: Eukaryota; Fungi; Ascomycota; Sordariomycetes; Glomerellales; Glomerellaceae. The record is from RefSeq and is a predicted model, not a curated record. The transcript has a single exon. Bases 1 to 306 code for a protein of 101 amino acids.